AUGGCUACCCCUUCCAUUUACUCACAUUCAUCUGUUGUCAUUCACUCAAGAAGAUUGUUACUUGACACUCCUCUUUAUAGUUCCCCACCAUUAUUAUCAACCGUAGCAGCAGUUUCCCCGUCCAGUAUGGAGCCUAGGGACAAUUCAUUCGAUGCAAAUAUUGUUAUGAUCUUAUCAGUCCUCUUGUGUGCUUUAAUUUGUUCACUUGGAUUGAAUUUCAUCAUAAAAUGUGCACUGAGGUGCUCGAGUUUAGGGUCCUCUGAUGAUACCUCGUCUGCACGCCUAGCCAACACAGGAAUAAAGAAAAAGGCCCUCAAAACAUUCCCUAUAAUAAGUUACACCAGUGAUCUCAACCUUCCAGGUCUGAACACUGAGUGUGCAAUAUGCCUCUCAGAUUUUGCUACAGGAGAACGCGUUCGAGUCCUGCCUAAGUGCAACCAUGGGUUCCAUGUCAGAUGUAUCGACAAAUGGCUGAAUUCACACUCCUCUUGCCCUACAUGUAGGCACUGCCUAAUUGAAACUUGUCAAAAAUUAGUAAAAUGCAACCAGGUCAGUCCAUCAGCACCAGAAAUCCUACCACCCCAAGAAGUUCUUAUAUGGAUUGCACCUUUACAACAAGAAGGUUUAGUACGAAAUCAUCAAAUUUAG
Fraxinus pennsylvanica is the source of this 648-nucleotide messenger RNA. The record is from the annotation of a GenBank genome assembly. Lineage: Eukaryota; Viridiplantae; Streptophyta; Magnoliopsida; Lamiales; Oleaceae.